AUGACCGAUUGUGGUAGUACGCAGAGCAGUUGGACCCACUUCUCCGCCAAGCAUUACCGGGGUGCCGCAACUGAGCUCAUCGCGAACGACACACCAAUACUCAUAUCCACCAACCCCCGGAAUAGCGCCACAACUAUGCUUCCCAGGCGCAUUGUAGCGGCCCGCCCGCUGGCUCGAGCCAUUGUCCCCGCCGUAGCACGCCCACGACCCCAAUUCACCCAGAUCCGAACCGCCCUUACCGAUGCCGAGAAGAGCGCCGUCGAGCUUGCUGACCCAAACCAAAAUGGCGGCUACAUCAACCCUCCUGCUGAGAAGCGAGGAAACCGCGACCCAUACGGUGAUUACUGGGACAAGCAAGAGCGCCGCAACUAUGGCGAGCCUUGCCACGAGGACAACGAUAUCCUCGGCGUACUAGCCCUGCACGACUACAACCACUUCAGUCCCCAAUGGGGUUUCGUCCUGAUGGGCACAUUCAUCGCUACCGUCUUUGGACUUUGCGCAGCUGUUGGCACCGUGUACCCCGACAAGCUCAGUGCUCCCAAGACAUACCCAGACGGUCUGGAGGCUGAGCUGGGUGGAAAGGGCGCAUUGCUGGCAAGGAAGCCCGGUGAGGGCUGGUAA
Messenger RNA from Alternaria burnsii, 621 nucleotides. Its product is annotated as nadh:ubiquinone oxidoreductase subunit. The transcript has 4 exons. Bases 1 to 621 code for a protein of 206 amino acids. Gene Ontology annotation, cellular component: mitochondrion. The record is from RefSeq and is a predicted model, not a curated record. NCBI's taxonomy places the organism in Eukaryota, Fungi, Ascomycota, Dothideomycetes, Pleosporales, Pleosporaceae.